This is a messenger RNA of Ostrinia nubilalis (European corn borer), 1701 nucleotides long. RefSeq lists its product as uncharacterized. The transcript has 2 exons. Lineage: Eukaryota; Metazoa; Arthropoda; Insecta; Lepidoptera; Crambidae. Bases 1 to 1701 code for a protein of 566 amino acids. The record is from RefSeq and is a predicted model, not a curated record.
AUGCUGGGACUUAAUAUUUGUCGUGGCCAACAUUCCGUCAAUGGAAUUGGCAAUUCUGUCGCUCAGCCACUUGGUUCGUUGUCGUGUGAACUGAAACCGUCUGGUAAAUCGUUACUGUCGUCAAAUAUAAAAUUUGAAGCUCUCGUUUUGUCGGCAAUUUGUGCUGAUCAGCCUGCCCAACCUAUUGAUUCGUCCGCAUGGUCGCACAUACGGAACUUACCUCUCGCUGAUCCCGACUUUGCUCAUCCAGGGCCGGUAGACAUACUGCUCGGUGCAGAUAUUUUCGCUUCUUCGUUACUACCGGGCCUUAGGAAGGGGAAUGCUGGUCAGCCCAAAGCUCUUAACACCAUCUUUGGAUGGAUUAUUUUGGGGGAAUGUGACGUCAAUCGACUCGCACCCAAACCUGUCGGUCGUAGCAAUAAUAAUUGCCUUCUCGUCUCGAAUAUUUCACAAACGUCGUUGGAUAACUCCAUUAAAAGAUUCUGGGAAAUAGAAAAUGUAAAUUUUCCGCAGAAGUCUUACUUGUCGAAGGAGGACCAACUUUGUGAAAGUUAUUUUGUCGAUAAUCAUUUUCGUAACCAUGUAGGUAGAUUUGUGGUGCCCUUACCUUUCGUCGAUCCCACAAAUAAACCUGUCUUUGUGAAUUCCCGUGAAAUUGCGCUUAAGCGCCUUUUCUCAUUAGAACGCAAAUUGAACACUAGUCCUGCAUUAAGAGCUGAAUAUGUCGCUUUCAUUGAAGAUUAUAAAGAACGCGGUCAUCUCGAAGAGGUUGAUCCUCCUCCCACGAGUGAGGGUCGGUUUUAUUACAUACCCCAUCACGGUAUUUUACGCCCUGAAUCUGUCAGCACGCCUCUCCGCGUUAUUUUCGAUGCCAGCGCGAGAGAUGGCAAAGCGGUCUCACUCAAUGAAACCUUACUCGCCGGGCCGAAACUUCAGACUAAUAUUUUCGAUCUGCUUAUGCGCUUUCGUUGGCAUGCUGUUGUUUUCACCGGAGAUGUGAAACAGAUGUAUAGGCAAAUAUUAGUUCCAGAAGAAGACGUGGAAUACCAGCGCAUUUUGUGGCGUCCUAGUGCGGAUGGACCAGUGCGUGACUAUCGAUUGUUAACCGUGACGUAUGGAGUAUCGUCGGCGCCGUUUCAGGCUCUUCGAACCAUGGCUCAACUUGCCACAGAUUCUGCUGAGGAGUACCCAGCUGGUUCCGAAAUCCUGUCGCGUGACAUCUGUGUAGAUGAAGUAGUCACUGGUGCGAACUCGGUCGAGGAGGCUUGCUCUCUUCAGAUGGAACUGACCAAAAUAUUGUCGUCGGCUUUGACCCCAGGACAUUUCCUCACAUUAGAGCCCAUGACUAUAAUGCCCGAGGAGAAUCUUGUCGGUCAAAACAUUGGUGCUCUUCAGCGCUGGAAGCUUAUCCAACAGAUGCACCAGGACUUUUGGGUUAGAUGGCGCAAUGAAUACAUGCACACCUUACGGCAACGUGCUAAGUGGGAUAAAACCAAUGCUAAUAUAACUGUGGGAACAAUGGUUUUAGUUGUUAAUGAGCUACUAAGCCCACAAAAGUGGCCAUUGGGUCGUAUCGUUGCCUUACAUCCUGGCUUAGAUGGAAUUUGUCGAGUGGUGACCGUGAGGACUGCUGCUGGUCAUUACAAAAGACCAGUCGUUAAGAUUUGUCCUUUGCCUUUGGCAAAUAACUUAUCAAAUUAA